AAAAAUAACCAAAUGUUGAGAAAUAAUAACAUUGUGUAUAUAUGUCAGUGACAUUAUCAGCAGCAGUGAAGCAAUGUCGACGACUGGCACAGAAAAACAUUGUAGACUUUCCUGCAUGGUGAUAAAAGCUGGAACAAAAACAAAUUGUGCUUUUCUUGAAAAACGAGUCCAAGACCUAAGUCCUGAUCCAACUUCUCCGUGGUCACUUGACGACUUUCUGAAGACUAAACAGAAAGAUAUAAAAAAGUCAAAACUUUCUAAAGAAGAGUACAGAGUGUUAUUCCCUGCAAAUGGCGCAACGGACAUAGAGAAAUGGGAUUUGUCUCUCCUCUGUCACGUUCUCGUACAAUAUUGCAAGCUUAACACCUUAGAGCGUCUGGACGUUGAACGUUUUCGCAAUGUUCGAAAUGAGCUUUGCCAUGUUCAUGAACCCAAUAUUGACGAGGUUAAGUUUAAGAAUGAUGUUGAAACAAUCGAAGUUAUCACAACCAGAAUUUUAGAAAAAGUAGAUAACCCAGUAAUCACCGAUGAAGUAAAAGACGUUAUAAAUGAGAUGAAAGAAGGACCUUUGUCACUCGUUGAAACUGUGAGAACAAUGCAUAAGUUCUACUCUAUGAAGAGAGACAUUAGAGAGAAAUUAGAUACGAUUAGUGACGCCGAUAGUCGGUUGCUUCAAGCAGCUAAGAGGAUUGAACAAAAAUUGGAUUCUUCCAUUGCUAUGCGAGCAGAUCACUCUUCAGUGAAGCUACCAGCUGUGUACUUUUACAUCGAUAUAAAGAAUAUUGGUACAGAGAAAGAGGCUAGAUUGUCAGAACUUUUGGUUGGGUUGUUCGAAGCUAGACUAAAAGGGAAUGAAGAACUCUCUACGUUACUCACAGCUAUGCCACCCGAGUGUUUCCAGCAGCUACGAGAAACAGUAAAUGAAACCUUUAAGAGCUUUCUGUCAAGGGGAUGGGAAAUAAGCGAAAUAAAACACGAAUGUGUUUUAUUGAAAAUUCAAUGCCGUACAAUAUCGGCUGUAGUGGCUCUAUUUAGAGACUGUGCUGAAGGAAGACUACUGCCUGUUCUAGAAAAUCUCGAAAAAAGAUGUUCAAUGCUCGAUGGUUAUAGUUUCGUUGAACUCGAACCUGUCAUAUACAGGGAUACCUUUUUCGACGUAAUGGAAGAAACAUUUUCAUCUAUAGAAGACAAUAUACUGAAAGAGGAAAUUGCAGUUAAGUCAACGAACACACAUUCACUAUGUUUAUCCAUCAAACCAAGAGACACGAUGCACUUGGAACGACUGAAAAGCAAGCAAACACUUGAUAGGAUCCAGUGCAGUCUAAAGACAGCAGAGCAGAUAUUAGUACCUCAUUUAGAAGAACCUAGUUUAUCAUUUGAAAGCAGUGUUGAGGUUAAAGAGCAAACUCCAGAACUUGAGAAAGGCUCUGCACAGUUGUUAGGUGAGCAAGCUGGUCCGUUAGGUAAUAAUAUUUGA
This is a messenger RNA of Mercenaria mercenaria, 1477 nucleotides long. RefSeq lists its product as uncharacterized. The transcript has 5 exons. Bases 74 to 1477 code for a protein of 467 amino acids. The record is from RefSeq and is a predicted model, not a curated record. NCBI's taxonomy places the organism in Eukaryota, Metazoa, Mollusca, Bivalvia, Venerida, Veneridae.